AUGAGUCGUUUGAGCUGGAAUCUUGCCAUCGGUAUUGGCACAGCCACAGUGCUGUCUAUGGUGCGGCUUCGCCGUGCAGCAUACUCAAAUCUAUCCCGGCGCGUGCUUCCUCCUAUUCUCGAGAAACGGUCCAAGAUGGUCCCAUUUGGUGCGGUCACGGGCCAAAAUCGAGGCUUGAACCCGAUGAAGCCUAUCUUGUACUUAGAAGACCCGUAUUUUUACGUUCGAGAUGACGAUCGCAAGAAUAAAGAGGUGAUUGAACAUCUGCGUAAAGAGAAUGAGUAUACAGCUAUUAAGACGCAACACCUUGCGAAUGUGCGUAGCAACAUCUACAACGAGUUGCUGUCACACGUGCAGGAGACGGACGAGGAUUAUCCACACCCGCACGGCAACUACUUGUAUUAUAAUCGAACAGUGAAGGGUAGUAGCUAUGUUUACCACUGUCGCAAGUUAAAAAUUGAGAAUGCUCCGGAAGAGUUGCUGCUGGAUGAAAAUGAAAUUGCCAAAGGCCACAGUUACUGUCAGGUGACCAAUGUCUGCCCAAGUCCCGAUCAUCGCUAUCUGGCUUAUAUGGUUGACUUUUGUGGCUACGAAACGUAUACUGGCUAUGUAAAGGACCUUAAGACGGGAGAGUUGCUGGCUGACUGUAUUAAAAAUAUUUCUAGUUUGCGCUGGGGGAAGAACGCCUUCGUAAUUUACUAUGCCACACAGGACGAAGCUCACCGACAAAAUAAACUUUGGCGCCACAAUGUGGGAAGCACAGAUGCAAACGAACUGCUGUAUACAGAAGACGAUGAAAUUUACAGUGCCUACUUCCAGAAAUCUCGUAGUGGCAAAUACAUGUUUUUGCUUUCCUCUAGCAGCGAAACUAGCGAAGUGUCUUUUAUCGACUUAGACCAUCCUUCAAAGCCACCACAGCUGAUUGCUCACCGGCAAAAGGGAUUGAUUUAUGAAGUGGAUCAUUUUGCGGACAGUUUUUACAUUGUGACGAACAAGGACAACGCUACAAACUUUAAGUUGAUGAGGGCGCCCGUGACAUCACCAUCGCCUGAACAAUGGGUUGACGUGUUUCCGUACGAUAAAAGCGUUAAAGUAGACAGUAUUGACUGUUUCAAGGAUUUUAUGGUCAUGGAAGGUCGCCAGGGCGGCUACUCUCAACUCUGGAUCAUUAAUCGGGAGGUGGGUGAUAAGCAUUCUCGCCAACAGAUCACUUUCAAGGAGUCAAGCUACACUGUUUCCAGCUCUAUUAAUCGUGACUUUGACACCGACAAGUAUCGAUUCAAUUACUCUUCGAUGACUACCCCCUGGACAACUUUUGACUACGAUACCAACACCCGCGAAUCCAAGCUAUUAAAAGAGAAGCCUGUUCCCAAUUAUGACCAUUCCCUUUACAAAACUGAGCGCUUGGAAGCGGAAGCAAGCGACGGAAAAAUGGUGCCUAUCUCACUUGUGUACCGUUCCGAUAUGCGCUCGCAAGAUCGCCAGCCACUGCAUUUAUACGGUUACGGCUCCUAUGAAAUUUCAAUUGACCCAAGCUUUGUCUCCUCGAUCUUGCCCUUGCUGGAUCGAGGUGUAAUUUACGCAAUUGCACAUAUCCGUGGUGGUGGAGAGAUGGGCCGAACGUGGUACGAGGAUGCGAAGUACAAAAAGAAGAUCAACACUUUUACAGAUUUUAUCAGCUGCGCUGAGCAUUUAAUAAACACUGGGUAUACGAGUCCCAGCAAGAUGACGUGUGAAGGCCGAAGCGCUGGUGGACUACUUAUGGGCGCAGUGUUGAACAUGCGCCCAGACCUUUUCACGGCUGCUAUCGCUGGGGUGCCUUUUGUGGAUGUGAUGAACACCAUGAGCGACGCCUCGAUUCCGCUGACGACUGGAGAAUGGGAGGAAUGGGGAAAUCCAAACGAGCGAGCUUACUUCGAAUACAUGCUCAGUUACUCGCCAUAUGAAAAUGUGAAUAAGCAAGCGUACCCAAACAUUUUGGUGACGAGUGGGUUGUACGAUCCACGUGUGGCAUAUUGGGAGCCCGUCAAAUGGGUCGCUAAGUUGCGUGAUAUGAAGAGCGACCAGAACGAUGUGCUGCUAAAAAUGGAUUUGUCAUCGGGUCACUUCAGCGCAAGCGAUCGGUACCACUAUUUGAAGGAGAAGGCUUUUGAUCUGGCGUACCUGUUGGAUCAGAUGAAAGCAAUCAGGGAAGAUGACAGGAAGACACCUAAAGCUACUGUAAAUGUGUGA
Molecule: messenger RNA, 2232 nt
Organism: Peronospora belbahrii
Lineage: Eukaryota; Oomycota; Peronosporomycetes; Peronosporales; Peronosporaceae
Source: the annotation of a GenBank genome assembly